Molecule: messenger RNA, 3021 nt
Organism: Cyprinodon variegatus (sheepshead minnow)
Lineage: Eukaryota; Metazoa; Chordata; Actinopteri; Cyprinodontiformes; Cyprinodontidae
Gene: bloc1s6
Product: biogenesis of lysosomal organelles complex-1, subunit 6, pallidin
Exons: 6
Coding region: 192-707 (171 amino acids)
Biological process (GO): intracellular transport
Cellular component (GO): transport vesicle; BLOC-1 complex; extrinsic component of membrane
Source: RefSeq, a predicted model, not a curated record
GAUGACGCAGAAGUCACAUGACGCUGUCUCAUGCUAUAACAAAUUGUAAAUCUCCCUGUUUUUAAUGUCCAAUCUCCACAACACACAAUCCAACCUACACUCGCCAUUCAGCCGAAGUUUAAACAGAUAAGAGUGUGGGAUCCGACUACUGGGCGCCAAACAGAGAAACUGGGUCAACCGAGCAGCUCCAGAUGGAGGUAGAGGGGAUAGAAGACGAAGGACCUUCGUCCCAGAGUGAACUUCCAGAUCUCCAAGCAGCACAGCAGCAGCAGCAGCAGCCAGAUGUUCACAGCUCCAUGCUUGUAGAGAAUGUCUACGUGGAUCACAAAGCAGUGGACAAACUGACAGAGGGGUUCCUUUCCCACUACCUACCAGACCUACAGAACUCUAAACGAUCCCUGCAGGAGCUCACACAAAAUCAGCUGAUACUGUUGGACACCCUGGAUCAAGAAGUCACCAAGUUCAGAGAGUGCAACACCUUGCUGGAUCUCAACUCGCUGUUUACAGAAGCCAAAGUUUAUCAGAAUAAACUAGUCAACAUCAGAAAAGAGAUGAUCAUGCUUCAUGAAAAAACGACUAAACUAAAGAAAAGAGCUUUGAAGCUGCAGCAGCAGAAGCAGAAGGAGCUGCUGGAGAAGGAGCAGCAGCGUGAGCGGGAGCUCGAGAGGGAGAGGCAGCUCAUCGCCAAACCGGCAAAGAGAACGUAACGCCGCCAUCCAUGUCUGCUGUAUUACAGAACCACUCCGAGGGGCUCUUAGUGUUUACCGCAUAUCUCCAAUCAAUCGCUCAAACUUUAACCAUUUUCCAAAGUGCAAAUUAGAUAAUCAGACGAGUAACAUAAGCCAGCUAAUAUUAGUUCCUGGUUUGGUUUUUGAAGGAUGCCUUUGAUUCAAUUUUAACCUUCCAAAUAUUAUUAUUAGUUAUUAUUUAUACUUAAUGACGUCCUCAUAUGUUAUGGUAACUGUGAUUCCCCAUCUCUAGUAAAUGUUCUAACAGUUAGUUUCUCCUUGAAGCUGCAUCUGAAGACAAAGGAUAUUAAAUGUAAGGUCGGUUCCUCUGCCUGGCAGUGAACCCUGCACCACUGAAAAGCCUGUUUAUAUCCAUCUAAAUGAUGCAUUAUUUCUAAGGGAAUAAAAUGUGUUGGUGGGUUAAGAAGGAGACUUAAUUAUAUGGUUCAUGCACAUGCAAAGCUGCUACAAAGUGAGAGUUCUCAGAGAUCUACACUGUCCUUCUCAGUGCUGACCUCUACCCCGGUUGACCACUUAGAGGAUCCAAUGUGGUUCGCAUCAGAGCGACCAACAUACGUUGAGGAAUGGGCCGUCAUCCCGUAGCAGCGUGCCCAAGCUUGUGACCACAGAUGAUAUGGAUGGCUCUAAAACUCCAUGAAAACAUGAAUUUUGCUUACAAAUGUGGCAACAUUUAAGAGGAAAUAAAAAAAGAAAAAUCUUUCCCAGAAUAUGAAGAAAGGACAAUUGGUCCAACUAAGAAAUAGUCAGACACAAAGUUUUGCCUAAUUUUUAUGCUUUGUGUGUUUUUUUUCUUAAUUUAAAUACCUCGUCAACAUCUUCUCAGAUUCCCAGUCAUCAACCAAAAGUACCGCAGCACAAACCCACACUGAAGAUGUUGUCAUGGAAAAUCAGUGAACCCUAAACACCGCCUCUAGCUGCAGUUCUCUAAAAGCAAGCUUAGGAGAUUGUUAGUGAAGAUUGUUUCACUUCUCUAAUCUUUUUCAUUUUUAGUUUUUGCUGUGAGGCCAGAUAAACUUCCUCCUUGUCCAGCCUUAUCUGAUAUGCUUCCACUUCAUUCAAAGUUGCUCCGUCUGUUCAGUUAAUGCUGCAGUUUAAUGGAAUCCAAUAUAAACACACCAAUGCUUUGCCGGAACGUCCUGCUAUUAAAUGUUUCCUAGUUUUUGCUGAAACAGUCUGAAUUACAUCAUAUUUAUUACCCAGAAAAACAGAACGUCUAAGAUUUGUAAGUAAAUGUCCUUUUAUAGUAUGAAAAAUAAUUUAAGAAAGAUUAAAUUUAUCUUUAUUUUUAGUGGUGUGAAUAGUUAGGGGAACAGUUAGGUGGCGAGAUGAAAGGAAGCUUUAUUUGGAGCCUUUUUACAGCUGUUUAUCUGAGCCUUUUUACAAUCACUUAAAUGCCUACUUCCUUUCUUUUAUUUUUCUGUCUAAAAUAUGAAUUUUUCCUUUUGAUUAUACAUCUGAUCCAACAGAAAAAGCUUUGCUAAUCAGACUAGUCUUAGAACUGUGUAUUUAAGCCCCACAGCUUCCGUCUGUUCAGUGUGCUUUGGAAAAUGGUUUCCUUGAUAAACACUCAAAGGUAGGAGUAGAUCAAAAGCUUGCAGAACAUUACGUUUGGUUCAUUCUGUCGAUUCUGACUCGACUAAGAACAACUUGAACCAAAGACGCUGUUUGAACUCUGAUACUUUGGUUUUUUUUAAUCUCCCUGAGAGCAGAACAAAUCAUCUGUUGCCAUUUUUACAGAUACGUCUUGGAGAAAUGUUUUAAUAAGUGUUUUUUUUUUUCCUUGGGCUGCAUUUGUGUUGAAUGUUACAAAAUAAGUGUAAGCCUUUUUUUCUGCACUAAAUCUGUCUGAGGGUUGUGUGCUUUGGUAGUAGAUGGUAAAAUGUACAAAGCUGUAAACAUUACCUGCCAAACUCAAUGUUUGUUUGUUUUUUUCUUAAACCCUUCUAUGCACUAGUUAUGUCUGAAAUUCCAGAGUUUGUAGCUCAGUGGUCUCAAACUCUAUAAUUAUUAGGGCCGGUGUGCUACGACUUUAAAUUUGUCCCUCUUCCGAUGCACCUGCAUCAGAUGCCUAAACUACCUCACUAGCAUGCAGUCCAGCUAUGUAGAGCUCUAUUAGUGAGCUGCUGUUGGACUCGGUAUGUUGAAGUGGAGACAUCUUAAAGUUGCAGGACACUGGCCCUCAAGAACUGGAGUUGGGAUCGCUGUGGUAGAGUUAAUAAUAAAAGCAACACAAUCGCUGGCUUGGACUAAAUUAAAUAUGAGGUUUUCUCUG